CGUGGGAUAUAAGAGAAGAGAGACAAAAACAGACAGAAAGGCAAAGACUCGACAAAUUGGGUUUGAUGAAGUGUGAUGCCAAACUUGUGUUUGUCCCAAGACAAACAACCCCGAGAACGAGCCUCAAUGGCGUGAACCCCUUUUCUAUACCUUGACAUAAUAAAUUCAUAUAUUUUUAAUAAAUAGUAUCUUCAACCUUUUUUGAAACUCUCACUUUUGUGUUUCGUGCACUUAUCUCACAUUAGUCACAUUAAGAUAUUAUAUACAAAUAUAAUAGGUAUAUAGAUAGAUAGAUACAUAUAUGUGUGUUAGUUCCUUUUGGUUGAUAUAAAAGAAGAGAAGAAGAAGAAAAAGAAAGAUAGCACAAAAAGAGCUUAACAUAGCUAAAAUCACUUUGAAGAAUAUGAAGCUAGUUAGAGUCAUCUUCUUUCUAUGUGCAUUAGCCAUUGUAUUGCUUCUGACUCCAACUUCUUCUCUACAACUUAAACCUCCCUACUCAUCUCCUAGCCAAGGUUUGAGCAAAAAGAUUGUUACGAAAAUGGUGACGCGAAAGCUCAUGAUCAUCUCUAGUGAACAUGUGAUGACGUCAACAGUUCAUGAAGGUUCGAGCGAACAACUUCAAGUCACUUCUUCAGGAAGAUCUAAAGGUGAAGAGAAGAAACUAAGUGAAGAAGAAGAAGAGAAGAAAGCUUUAUCGAAAUAUCUAUCGAUGGAUUAUCGUACGUUUAGAAGAAGACGGCCAGUUCACAACAAGGCUUUACCUCUUGAUCCAUGAAAACAUUAUAUUAUUUCAGAAUAACUAAUAAAAGUUUUAGCUAGAUGAAUCAAUUAAUAAUAUUUGUUAUUAGGAUGGUUAUUGGUUAAUUGGUUGUAUACAAUUGAGGAACGUAGUAACGUAGUUUAGUUUCUUUGGGACCAUUGAGGAACAAGUUUUGGCGAUAUUAUUGUAAUUAACGGAACAUGUUCGUGUUAUUUUUUAUGUAGUUUUAAUUAAUGAUAAUGGCCGACAAAACACU
Molecule: messenger RNA, 1016 nt
Organism: Arabidopsis lyrata subsp. lyrata
Lineage: Eukaryota; Viridiplantae; Streptophyta; Magnoliopsida; Brassicales; Brassicaceae
Product: probable root meristem growth factor 8
Exons: 4
Coding region: 404-775 (123 amino acids)
Source: RefSeq, a predicted model, not a curated record